UGCUUUAGUCUCUAAAGUAUAUCCCUCCCCGUCCCUCCCUGUCCCUCCCAUCCUAUUGGGCGUUGCCGAGCUGACUAUAAAACUUUGGAUUGACUGGGACUGAGCCUCUGCACUCUUUCCUGAUCAUCUCAAACUUCUGCCUCUUCUUGUCCUGCACCCACUUCUGCAGCCAUGACUGAGUUGGAGAAAUGCAUGGAAUCCCUGAUUGUCAUUUUCCAUCGCUAUGCCGUUCAAGACGGUGAUGGAAAGACCUUAAGCAAGAAAGAGCUCAAGAAACUAAUUGAGGAGGAGUUACCCACCUUUAUGAAGACCCAGAAGAACCCCAAAACUGUUGACUGCAUCAUGAAAGAUCUGGACCUGAACAAAGAUGAUAAGCUGGACUUUGAGGAGUUUCUUCCCCUCGUCGUUGGCCUCUCGAUGGCCUGUGAGAAGUGCUACACACUGCAUGAAAAGAAGGGCAAGAAGUAAUGGGCAGAUGUUAAUGUUGAUUUUUUUUUUUUUUAAUUAAAGUAAUAGAGUUUUGUAGCACAGAUAUGUGCCAGAUUCAUAAGUAAAAGCUACAUUUGACAAGA
Molecule: messenger RNA, 572 nt
Organism: Scatophagus argus
Lineage: Eukaryota; Metazoa; Chordata; Actinopteri; Scatophagidae
Gene: s100a10b
Product: S100 calcium binding protein A10b
Exons: 3
Coding region: 172-468 (98 amino acids)
Cellular component (GO): cytoplasm
Molecular function (GO): calcium ion binding
Source: RefSeq, a predicted model, not a curated record